AUGUCUCUUCUAACUCGCCUAGCCAGCCUCCUGGGCCUGUCAUCCCCAGCCCCCGUUGCACACCCAGGCGCUGCCCUUGCAGCAACCGUCACCGUACCUGCAUCGUUGGGAUUUAUUCCGGUCGCGAUUCACUUUGAUCUCUUCAAUAUCCUCGUGAGCCAUGACGGACCUGCGACGGCUGAUGAAAUCUCGGCCACCUGCAAUGCUCUUGAACGCGUGGCCGAGGACUGCUUCACCGCAAACGCCAUCACAAACCACAUGGUUGCCAUGCCGUCUGCCCAGCAUGGCGCACUGCACUUCACCACGGAAGGGCUAAUGGCUGGCGCAUUCUUGAUGAAAAAGCUCCAGGACACCCGCUUUGCAUAUCCCUUCGCCGAUGCAGACGGCCCCUUGCAAUAUGCCUAUCGGCUAAUGGGUCAACCCGAGCUGGCGGAUCAGCAUACGUACUCGAUUAUGGAGACCCAGGGGCGCAUGGGUAGUUUCAACCAUUUCAUGGUCGGCAAUUUGGAACAUUCCCCCGAACGUGUCAGAUCGAUGGGUUAUAAUUUAGACGCUGCGUUGGCAGGUGACAAUACCACUGGCACUCGCACUGGCUCCGCUACUAUGGUUGAUAUCGGAGGCGGUCGUGGCGAACUCCUCCUUGAAGUCCAGGCUAUGUACCCGCAUCUCGGCGCGGAAGAUCUAAUUGUGCAGGAGUUCAAUGCUGAUAUUGACAGUGUACCUGGUGUACGGCUCAUGGAGUGGAAUUACAAGGAGCAGGAUGAGCAGCCCGUUCGUGGAGCCUGUGUUUACGCGCUGCAGCAUAUCUUACAUAACUUGCCUGAUUUGGAUGCUGUGGCGUUGUUACAGAAGAUUUCGCGUGCUAUGGCGCCUGGUUCGCGUGUGUUGAUUAUAGAAUACGCCAAGAAUCUGACUUAUACGUCGCUUCAUGCGAGUAUGAUUGCAUUGUUUGGGGGCCGAGAGAGGAGUUCGGUGGAGUGGAGGCAGAUGGCGGGUCUGUGUGGGCUGCAAGUGACAUUUGAAGUUUAUGUUAGGGCUGGCGAGUCAUUGGUGGAGAUGAGGAGAAAAUAG
Molecule: messenger RNA, 1071 nt
Organism: Penicillium mononematosum
Lineage: Eukaryota; Fungi; Ascomycota; Eurotiomycetes; Eurotiales; Aspergillaceae
Product: putative O-methyltransferase
Exons: 5
Coding region: 1-1071 (356 amino acids)
Molecular function (GO): O-methyltransferase activity
Source: RefSeq, a predicted model, not a curated record